This is a messenger RNA of Cylicocyclus nassatus, 359 nucleotides long. The record is from the annotation of a GenBank genome assembly. NCBI's taxonomy places the organism in Eukaryota, Metazoa, Nematoda, Chromadorea, Rhabditida, Strongylidae.
UGGGAGUUGGGCUAUUGCAGUUUGUGGGCGGGUACUCUUGCAUGCUGCUUUAUCUCAUCAUCUUCACAUCUGCAUGGACACUGCCUUUAAAGAGACACUAUGAACAUCCACACAAUAUAUACAACGACACAUGCCAUCCAGAAGACUUGAGCCUCUCCUGCCUGCACAAAAGCUCGAACCGCAGUGGACAUAAAAUGCGAAUUUACUGUCUCCGAGGAGCAAGUUGCCAAAUGGGUCGGAGUGCAAGCCGGUAGGGAGGAAAGUCAACUGACCGAAGACGCCACCAGUGUAGUCGACUAUAAGAUACAGAAUGAUAAGAAUUCGAACAAACAUGCUAUGUGCGUUGAUAAAAGCUAGAG